CUUGCUUGGUCAGUUCCUCAAGUACAUUACAUAAGAAAGAAUAUACUGUAGGUCUGUAGCUGUGCUAACAGGCUUACAUAACUGCCACAUUUUCUAUACAAGAGCCUUAUGUACAGCUAAUAUUACAGCUGGUGGAUAUGAUGUCCUGGACGUAACCCCAGCCCAGCACGAACAGGACUGACAGGGUGUAGAGUCACUGACAGUCGUAAACAAUCAAGUUUAAAAUGGAUUCCUGGGGAAAGUUGCCAGCUGGCCCGCCUCCUCUUCUCCCUGAUUGGACGCAAGUACUGCGACUCAGAGAUGUCGUUCACCGAGAAUGUCGUAUCUGAUAGGCCCAUAACGCUGUCAGUCAGCCUUUUCUACGCCCUCUCACAUUGCAGCAUGGAGGAUAGAAUGUAACAAAAUUCAGAUACAUACUGUAGCAAGUGAGCUGGAUUUCUUCGUUCGAAAAGGACAUCGCGUUUAUAAGAUAAGGAAAGUGAUGCACCAUGCCCAUAGUGGACAAGCUGAAAGAGGCCCUGAAGCCCGGGCGGAAGGACUCGCCUGACGAGGGCGACCUCAACAAGCUGUUGGCCUCCUCCGCCAAGAAGGUGCUGCUGCAGAAGAUUGAGUUUGAGCCGGCCAGCAAGGGCUUCUCCUACCAGCUGGAGACGCUCAAGACCAAGUAUGUCAUCCUCAACCCUAAGGCCGAGGGCGCCGUGGGACAGAAGGCCUCCGAUCCCGUCCACAUCAAGAGGCAGGUCUCAGAGAAUGUGGGCGGGGGCCAGAGCGACGGGAUUCCCGCCCCCCAGAAGAUGCUUUUCCCUGUCAACAGGCUGUCCAUGAGGUGGGAGCGGGUCUACAGGGUGGGAGCCGGCCUCCACAACCUGGGCAACACCUGCUUCCUCAACUCCACUGUGCAGUGUCUCACCUACACCCCGCCCCUCGCCAACUACCUGCUCUCCAAGGAGCACAGUCGAGCCUGUCACCAGUCGGGCUUCUGCAUGAUCUGCGUGAUGCAGAACCACAUUAUCCAGGCCUUUGCCAACACGGGGAACGCCAUCAAGCCCGUGUCCUUCAUCAGAGACCUGAAGAAAAUCGCCAGGCAUUUCCGCUUUGGCAGCCAGGAAGACGCCCAUGAGUUUCUGCGCUACACCAUCGACGCCAUGCAGAAGGCCUGCCUCAACGGUUACCCCAAGUUAGACAGGCAGACGCAGGCCACCACGCUGGUCCAUCAGAUCUUCGGGGGUUACCUCAGGUCACGAGUGAAGUGCUCCAUUUGUAAAAGUGUGUCAGACACCUAUGAUCCUUACCUGGACAUCGCCGUGGAGAUCCGGCAAGCGGCGAACAUCGUGCGGGCGCUGGAGCUGUUCGUCAAACCGGACGUCCUGAGCGGGGAGAACGCCUACAUGUGUGCAAAGUGUAAAAAGAAAGUGCCAGCGACGAAGCGCUUCACGGUUCACCGAACCUCCAACGUGCUGACGCUGUCUCUCAAGAGGUUCGCCAACUUCAGCGGGGGGAAGAUCACCAAGGAUGUGGGUUACCCAGAAUUCCUGAACAUCCGGCCCUACAUGUCACAGAGCUCAGGGGACCCGGUCAUGUAUGGCCUCUAUGCUGUCCUGGUGCAUUCUGGGUACAGCUGCCACGCUGGCCACUACUACUGUUACGUCAAGGCCAGCAAUGGGCAGUGGUACCAGAUGAAUGACUCCAUGGUUCAUUCCAGUAACAUCAAAGUGGUUCUCAAUCAGCAAGCUUAUGUCCUCUUUUACCUGAGAAUCCCUGAAACCAAGAAGAAUGUGGAUGGUCCAAUCACGAAGCAGGGGGUGGGGCAUCCCGCGAGGAACAGCAUGACCCCGGAGCAGCUGAAGAAGACCACGCUCAACGGGCCUCUGUCCUCGCCACAGGUGACCAAGAAGCUGGAGUCCUCCCAGCUGCGGAAGAUCCAGUCCCUGGAUGGCGGCGUCGGGGUGCCCGUCCCCCGCAGCGGCUCCAGCGGGCCGCCGCCCAAGCUGGCCAACGGCUCGCCCUCGGCCCACGCCCCCUCCAAGCCCCCCGGCGGCCCCACCCUGAUUGAGGAGCCCUUUAAGAAGCUGAAGAAGCCCUCCCCGCAGUGGCAGGCCCGCAGCGGCACCCCUGUCCCCUCCAACGGCCUCGCCAGGACGGACGCCGAUCGCCGCCACGGGUCAGAGGUCAGGGGCCUGGCAGCAUCUACCUCAAUGAAGUCCCUCUCUGACUCGUCUUCAGCUGACACCUCCGACUCCAAGGACUGCGGGGGCCCGCGGAGCGCACCGGUUGGAGAGUCGCCGACCCCCAGGAAUGGCGCAAGCGGGGCGUCCUCGCCCGGUCGGGCGUUGGAGCCCUCCAGGAGCACCGAGGAGCAGAAGACGGUGAAGUUAAAACCGCAGGCCCUGACCAAUGUCGCCUCCGAACCCACCAGCACCAUGUCACCUCCACCCGCCAAGAAGCUGGCUCUGUCCGCCAAGAAGGCCAGACAGAGCCGGAGUCCGAGCGGCAGUGAGGCCUCCUUCCCCCCGUCACGCCCUCCGUCCAGCGACUCCAUGCAUCCAGCUCAACUCCACCCCCUCACCUCCGCCCCUCCUGCACACACACACAGAGCUGUUCCAUUCCAUUCGUCCAAACUUCAGUCUCCCCCCGCACCCCAGCCCCACUCGGACCCCCACCGCGCCACUCUCUCCUGCGCCCCGCCCAGACAGCCGCCCGCCCUCUCUGCGCAGACCAAUGGCUUUCAUCCCCGCCCACUGAAGCCCCAUGGCCCCGCCUCCCCGGCCCCCCUGCCGACUGGCCCCGAGCCCGCCUGCCCCGCCCCGCAGAAGAGGAAGAAGAAACGCAAACGCCGCCACUCGGAGAUGGAGGCGGAGACGGCGCCCGCCGCGGCCCACGGCCGGGACGAAGGGGCGGGAGCGGAGGCCUCCGGAGAAAAGAGGAGGAAGAAGAAGAAGAAGAAGAGGAAGAGAGAGGAAGUGGGGGGCGAGUGUCAGGAGAGCCGGAGGGAGAGCGUGGAGACGCACCUGGAGCCGCCACCCCCACCACCCCUGGCCCCCCAGGAGGAGGACUGGUGCCUGGGGGAGCCAUGGAGAAUCUCCCCCACCCCUGGGGGGGCAUCCGCCCAGCCGCCCCACCCUGGCCCAGGAGAGCCAGCCGCAGACGCAGCCAGGAAGAAGAAGAAGGGAAAACACAGGGAGAGACGGGAGGGAGAUGCCGCCUCUCACCCUGUCCCGCAAAGUUCUAGCUCAGGGAGGGAGGCAGCAACUGCCGGGACGGACGCAGGGGAUUCGACGGAGACAUCAGUGAGCGCACAUCAGCAGGAGAGGAAGAGGAAGAAGAAGAAGAAGAAGAGGAUGAGAGAGGACAAGGAGAGAGACGGAGAGAAGAGCAGUGUCGGCCAUGAGGAAAAAGCUGCCGCAGAUUCAGUCCUCUCGCCACAGGAGGGCGCUGUAGAGACGGGGAAGACUGCUGCCAGCAGCUCAGCUCCGGUGUUCGUGUGGGACAGUCAGGUUCGGGAUGGGUACACGCGCAGGCAGGUGGUCCCAACUGGGGAGGCGGAGUCCCGAGAGGCCCCCCGCCCCGCCCCGCUGGCCUGGGACGGCAAGCGGAGCUGCGACGUGGUGGAGGAGCUUCUCCAGAACUCUGCAGAUAGAGCGUACGGAACCCAAGUGCUCAGCUGGGAUGGGGGCGUCUCCGCCAUUAGCAGAGAUGCCAUAGAGGACACGCGACACUCCAAACACGACACUGUGAUCGACGAAUGGGACGAGGACUUCGACGGCGGGAAGGUAAAGAAGGUGAAAAAGUACAAAAAGGAGAGGAGGAGGAGCUUUAACGUUUUCCAGAAGAUUCAGGACAGGAGGAACAUGUGGUCGGUCACUCCUGGAGGGAAGAAGGGCAGUAUGGGAUACCGCUACUGACCUGCAGAACCGGGGUGACCGGUUGCCGUGUGUCUCCACCCAGCUCAAACCGUGGACGUUUUUAAAGAGGGAAGACUCGUGGUUUCUGAGGCUCCACGUGCAGUGGGAGAGGCGUCAGAGAGGAGCGAAUUGGACCAGAGCACGGCCGGGCGGUGCUGCGGCUGGCCCAGCAGGGCUCUGACAUCACAAAUGGGCCGAAACACCCACACCCCCACCCAACCCAACCCCGCCUCCUUCCAGGUUUUCGUCCGCCAGGGAAUCGGUGAGAAUCGACUUCCGGAGCCAGUCGGACACACCGACAGCUGGACCCGUGCCAAACCUGAAUAACUUCCCCCGAGCGCCGAACAGCACCGGAGCUGCUCCUGCGCAUUUAAACACGCUCCUCUUCACUGUGGUACCACGACAGAGCGGGAAUGAGAUGAGCCGGCCGCCUUCCUUCACCAAGGUUUCUCCUCUCUGUUCUGUGUCUAGUCCUCAGACAUCAUGCUGAGCAAAACCCCCUGUGUUUCGGUAAGCCGAUGUGAGCUUACCCCACCUCUCCUCACUGUGAAACCCCUUUCAUUGUGUUUCCUAUCUGUAGUGAUGGCUAAAGAGCGUCCCUCUUUCCAUCGGACCAACAUGCACCAUGUUGCACUUGAAAUCUUGGUGAAUGAGGGGGGCACAUUUUUCCCUCCCUGCCAUUGUUAGCAAAUUUAAACCAGCUGUAAUGGCGGGGGGAGGUACAGGAAUGAGGGAGCUACUGUACGAUAGAAGUGGCAGCCUGUGCACUCUUCCUGCCCCUAGAGGGCGCCGUAGGGAAUCUAAGGAAGAGCACUGUGAGGUCUGACACAGUUGUGUGCGUAAGGCUCAGUGCAGGCAGCAAGUGGGUGUGACACAGGAGCCGGGGGUGGGCUCUUCUGGGCUCUGCAUCCUACAGGUUUCACAGUUUACAGCCUCCCAGUCUGUGGCUAAGCCUGAUGAGCUGACCCCCCUUUACAAGUAGUGAGUCCAAUCAAACUGUUGACCACUGAGACUGAGGUCCCCUGACACCUCCAGCUGCCUGUCAUUGGCUUAAAUCUUUGGGGGGUUAACCAAAUCCAUCCCCAGCCAAACACCCC
This is a messenger RNA of Megalops cyprinoides (Indo-Pacific tarpon), 4999 nucleotides long. It is a transcript of the gene usp36, whose product is annotated as ubiquitin specific peptidase 36. NCBI's taxonomy places the organism in Eukaryota, Metazoa, Chordata, Actinopteri, Elopiformes, Megalopidae. The record is from RefSeq and is a predicted model, not a curated record. Gene Ontology annotation, cellular component: nucleus; cytosol. Gene Ontology annotation, molecular function: cysteine-type endopeptidase activity; cysteine-type deubiquitinase activity. Gene Ontology annotation, biological process: regulation of apoptotic process; protein deubiquitination. The coding region runs from base 489 to 3902 and encodes 1137 amino acids. The transcript has 21 exons.